Rana temporaria (common frog) is the source of this 1808-nucleotide messenger RNA. Its product is annotated as oocyte zinc finger protein XlCOF6.1-like. The record is from RefSeq and is a predicted model, not a curated record. Lineage: Eukaryota; Metazoa; Chordata; Amphibia; Anura; Ranidae. Gene Ontology annotation, biological process: negative regulation of transcription by RNA polymerase II. Gene Ontology annotation, molecular function: DNA-binding transcription repressor activity, RNA polymerase II-specific. The coding region runs from base 28 to 1338 and encodes 436 amino acids. The transcript has a single exon.
ACAUCAGAGGUCAAUAAAUCCCAUACUAUGACAUCAGAUGUCCAUCUAAGUUCAAAAAAAUUGUUUCUAAAAAAUUACCUGAUUAAAAAAAAAAAUAGAUCAAUGGAUCCUUCUAAUCCUGAGGAAUCUCCUGAUCAAUCCCAUACUAUGACCUCAGAUGUCCAUCUAAGUUCUCACAGUGCCAAUCAAUCAACACAUCCACCCAAUCCCAAUGUGUCUUCUUUAUGUGAUAGGGGUCCCACGGGGGAGCGCCCUUUUUCAUGUUCAGAGUGCGGGAAAUGCUUCGCUGUCAAAAUAACGCUCAUUAAUCACCAAAGGAUUCACACAGGUGAGCGUCCUUUUUCAUGUUCGGUGUGCGGAAAAUGCUUCUCUGUCAAAGUAUCACUUGUUGCACACCAAAGGGUUCACACGGGAGAGCGUCCCUUUUCAUGUUCAGAGUGCGGAAAAUGUUACACUAAGAUGGGAAGUCUUCGUACACACCAGAGAACUCACACUGGUGAGCGUCCUUUUUCAUGUUCAGAGUGCGGGAAAUGUUUUAUUGGUAAAGCGCAUCUUCUUGGACACCAGAAAAGUCACACGGGUGAGCGUCCCUUUUCUUGUUCUGAGUGCGGGAAAUGUUUCACUUCGAAAAAGAACCUUCGUAGGCACCAGUCCGUUCAUACCGGUGCGCGUCCUUAUUCAUGUUCAGAGUGCGGAAAAUGUUUCGCUCUGAAAGAGGACCUUGGUAAACACCAGAAAAAUCACACCGCUGAGCGUCCUUUUUCUUGUUCAGAGUGCGGGAAAUGCUUUCCUAGGGUUGAUUACCUUCUUCUGCACCAGAGAACACACACAGGGGAGCGUCCUUUUUCAUGUUCAGUGUGCGGGAAAUGCUUUAUUGACAAUAGAGGGCUUCGUAUACACCAAAGAAGUCACACGGACGAGAGUCCUCAUUCAUGCACAGAGUGCGGUAAAUGUUUUAUUGAAAAAGAAAAACUUCUUAUACACCAGAGAAUUCACACAGGGGAGGGUUCUUUUUCAUGUACAGAGUGCGGGAAAUGUUACACGGUGAAAGGGAGCCUUCUUAGACACCAGAGAACACACACGGGAGAGCGUCCUUUUUCGUGUACAGAGUGCGGGAAGAGUUUCACUGAUAAAGGGAAACUUCUCAGACACCAGAAAAUACACACAAGGGAGAGUCCUUUUUCAUGUACAGAGUGCGGGAAGUGUUUCACUGAUGAAGGAAAACUUCUUAAACACCAGAGAACACACACAGGGGAGAGUCCUUUUUCAUGUUCAGAGCCAGACUCCGCCUCCAGAUCUCUUCAUAAAGAGGACCUGUCACGGCCCAUACUGUCAUAGGGGAUGUUGUUCAUCCUUUAUGAUAGCAAUAAAGUUAAAGGGGAGUUCCACAAUUUUUUUUUUACUUGCUCCUUACCCAAUCCCCAUCCUCCAUUCUCUUUAAAAUGGUAACUUUUUUCUUUUUUUUUUAAUCUAAAUACCUAUAAUUUAUAAUUUUCUGCUCCCUCCGCCUAGGCGAUUAUGUCCUUUGGUCUCUUGCCAUAGACACCUGGGAUGUCCGGCGUCAUGUAUCCCAGGAAUCCUUGGGAAGUCGCCUAUAAUACCAAAAUCUUCCCGUCAGGAAAUGAAGCGAAUGGGAGGAGUUAGGCGCCAUUUUUCAAGGAGGAGCAUCUACACGUAGGAAAUGGGGCCGCUCACUUCCGAAGAACAGCUAUCAUUUUCAUCAAAUAGUAGACGCGCAUUGCCGAAAAAUUUGCUUUAGUUUCAUUCGUUUUUUAAGCUUUUUUCGGAAAUUCCGAAAUCUCUGAGGG